Messenger RNA from Periconia digitata, 988 nucleotides. The record is from the annotation of a GenBank genome assembly. Lineage: Eukaryota; Fungi; Ascomycota; Dothideomycetes; Pleosporales; Periconiaceae.
CCCUUUGGUAGAGAUUUCAAGUAUUUGCUUUCUUAGCCUCCUCUCUGCAAGGUGAAUUAAGCGCUGGAUGUUUGAGUUGGUUUGGACAAGACCAUCAAAGAGGACAUUGAAUGACUUGCUCCGCCUCUGGCUUCUCUUGGAUCUUGAACCUAGCGUCUAGGGCAUCGACAAACGACCAAGCAUCCUAGGCAGAGCAGAUUCGAGCCUGAUCGUCUCGCUGUGAGCUCAUGGUUUCGGCAUGAUACGACACCCUACCAAGUCGCACUACGUUCUAGAAAAGCUACGCGCUGGCACUGUUAGAACCCUGGUCGAUGAGCAUGAACAAUAUACCGUCCGCAGUUGGCUGUCUCAUAUUCACCAAGGUACAUCGAUUGGUCGCGGAAGUCAAGGGGGCAGUUCCUGUUGUUAGGCUGGGAGUAUAAGUAAAAGCGUCGUGCUGUAAGCUACGGGAACGAAUCCAGAGCUUAUUCUUUCACCUUUUGCUAUCAAGCUUGCGAGUAACACUUUUCUCUCGACUACAAUCCAAAUGGAUAGUGAAUUGCUAGAUUACUUUCGCCCUGCCAAUGGCUUAUUGUAUCCGACAAUGGAGACGAAGGGUAGAGUCGCGAUUGGGGCGCAUAAUGAACCGGAAGAUGGGUGGGCGUCUGAUGGAGUAGCAACCUUGUUCGAGGAAGACCACAACUCACAGGGCGAUAUUUCUGGAGAUAUUGGACGAAUAGCAUCUGAGACAGAUGAGUUGCGGGCUUUGACGGUGCUCGAUACAUCUCUCAUCCGUAUGCUCGCUCUCCGUGUCGAGUCCGUCGUCCUGAGAUGCAUCCAGCAUCAGUUCCAGAUCGAGGAUCAAUUGUUCUUGAUAAUCAUGGUCCGCGGACCUGUCAUUAUUUUCCUGGGGCAUCUUAUGUUCACAACACUCAAAGAGAUUCUUUUAGGACUGAAAGCACUGCUCGUGUUGCUUGGUUGUAUAUGUCUUAUCUGCAACUCAUUUUAG